CUCAAACCCCUCGAUAUCACCACUACGUCGUUCUUUCUUCUCCUUCCAUUUCCAAUAUUUCUCAUUUCUUCUCACCUUUCAGCUUUGGACAAAUGAAAUCGUCCACAAAAACACUGGCAAUCGCCUUUGGGGCAUGGUUAAUGAUAUCCAAUAAUGUCUUUCUCAUGGUUGCCGGUGGCAGCUACAACUACAAGGAAGCACUCACGAAGUCAUUGUUGUUCCUAGAGGCCCAGCGAUCUGGGAAGCUCCCACCCAAUUCUAGGAUUCCUUGGAGAGGUGACUCAGCUCUUGAUGAUGGGAAGCUUUCUAAUGUGGACCUUGUAGGAGGGUAUUAUGACGCAGGAGACAAUGUUAAGUAUGGGCUACCCAUGGCAUUCACCAUCACAACUCUUGCAUGGUCUGCUCUCGCUUACAAGUCUGAGCUACAAGCCACAGGGGAGUUGAAGAAUGUACAUGCUGCUAUUCGUUGGGGAACAGAUUAUUUUCUUAAAGCUAGCUCCAAGCGUAAUAAAUUGUGGGUUCAGGUGGGAGACCCGAAUGCGGAUCAUGAAUGUUGGGUGCGACCUGAGAACAUGAAGACACCAAGAACCCUGUACAAAAUCGAUGAAAAUGAUCCAGGGACAGAGAUUGCAGCAGAGACAGCUGCUGCCAUGGCUGCUUCUUCCAUAGUAUUUAGGGGCGCCGACCGCAAGUAUGCCCGGAGCCUCCUUAACAAAGCUAAGCUGCUCUUUGAGUUUGCGAAGAACCACAAAGGAACCUACGAUGGGGAGUGUCCAUUCUACUGCUCUUUUUCUGGUUACAAUGAUGAAUUGCUGUGGGCAGCAUCAUGGCUAUACACGGCAACAAAAAGAGAUGUUUACAGGAAAUAUAUCACUGGGGAAUCCAUCACUGCUAGUGUAGCUGAGUUCAGUUGGGAUCUGAAGUACGCGGGUGCCCAAAUUCUUCUAUCAGAUUCAAAGCUAACCGGGGAGGAUGGUCUCCAGAACUUCAAGACACAAGCCGACAACUUUGUUUGUGCUGUUCUACCGGAAACUCCGUUCCACCAAAUAUAUAUCUCUCCAGGGGGAUUGAUUCAUCUCCGAGAUGGAGCCAACACUCAAUAUGUCACCGGCACUGCAUUCUUGUUCAGUAUUUAUAGCGACAUUCUCACCAAGAACCAUCAAACAGUCUCUUGUGGGAACCAAGUGAUCCGACCCACUCGCCUAAGGGAGUUUGCCAAGCAACAGAUAGAUUAUCUCUUGGGCAGCAACCCUAGAGGCAGGUCUUACAUGGUUGGCUUCGGUAAGAAUCCCCCAACGCAAGCCCACCACCGCGGUGCAUCUGUGCCGGCUCUCGUGGAGGCAGAGGUCAACUGUGGCACGAGCUUUAUGAAUUGGUAUCAGAAAAAUCAACCCAAUCCUAACAAGCUCACUGGUGCCAUUGUUGGUGGCCCUGAUCGCUAUGACAACUUUGAAGACCUACGCUCAGACUCAUCCAAGCUCGAGCCUUGCACCUACAUAAACUCCCUCGCCGUUGGUCCCCUUGCCAAGCUAGCGGUGCAUGGCUUCUGAGCUCACAUGCAUGAUAUAUAAUAGUGUCCAAAUGCUACCAAUGGUUCCCACAUGUGAAGAUGGAGUCCUCGGACUUUGGAGAGAUGUGUAUUGUCCUGCGCCGGGCCGGGUUCGUUCAUGUGGGAAGUUUGGUACGUGCGUGGCUGCAUGGAACUAGGAAGUGUAUGUGUAUUGCAGAUAAUAGAUAGAUAGGCUUCUUUAGAGAUGGAUAUCUUUGAUAUUGCUUUGGCAUACCUUGAAAUGUAUGUCUUGUUAAUUUUUAAGUACUCAGGAAAAUGUCUGCUUUGUUCUAUGAUUCUUGAUUACGGCAUCAUCCCUAAGAAAUGGUUAUUUGUUUAUGCAUC
Molecule: messenger RNA, 1894 nt
Organism: Elaeis guineensis (African oil palm)
Lineage: Eukaryota; Viridiplantae; Streptophyta; Magnoliopsida; Arecales; Arecaceae
Product: endoglucanase 8-like
Biological process (GO): carbohydrate metabolic process
Molecular function (GO): hydrolase activity, hydrolyzing O-glycosyl compounds
Source: RefSeq, a predicted model, not a curated record